Molecule: messenger RNA, 2613 nt
Organism: Penicillium olsonii
Lineage: Eukaryota; Fungi; Ascomycota; Eurotiomycetes; Eurotiales; Aspergillaceae
Source: the annotation of a GenBank genome assembly
AUGGGUUCAUCUCCGGCACCAUUGCCUCCUUCCAGUCCUACCGCUUUGGGCUCAUCUCCCCCACCAAUCCCCUUUGACAUGGGAGAUGAAGACGAAGAAGAAGACAGAGGAAUGGUCCAUGAUAUUGAUGAUAUUGACGAAUUGGCCGAAGAUGAAGACGGCAUUGAUCUGUUCGGCGACAAUUUCGAGCGUGAUUACCGCGACGCAGCGCAGGAUCGCUACGAAAAUGAAGGAUACAUUGAUGACGAUGGCGACCACGAAGAGAUUGAUGCAGGCGCCCGCCGCCAAUUAGAUGCUCGAUUGAACCAGAGAGACCGCGAAUUGGCACGUCGACGCCGCAUGCCCGCAGCAUUUUUACAAGAUGAUGAAGAUAUGGACAUGGACCUGUCGCGCCAACCUCGACGACGCAGACACCAUUAUGAUGAGGAUCCCCAGGAUAUCGACAUGGGCGACGAGGGCAUGGAAGAAUUAUCGCUUGAAGAGUUAGCGGACGUGAAGGCAGCCAACAUUACAGACUGGGUCACCCAGCCCCAAGUGCUGCGCUCCAUCUACCGUGAAUUCAAGGCAUUCCUCACAGAAUUUAUUGAUGCCAGUGGUCAGUCUGUUUACGGUAACCGCAUCAAGCUCCUGGGUGAGGUUAACUCAGCAUCGCUUGAGGUGUCAUACGCCCAUCUGAGUGAGACCAAGGCCGCUCUCUCAUAUUUCCUCGCCAACGAACCCACCGAAGUAUUGAAGGUCUUCGAUCAGGUCGCCCUCGACGUCACACUCUUCCACUACCCUCAGUACCAUGAGAUCCACAACGAAAUCCACGUCCGUAUCACCGAUGUGCCCAUCAUUUACACCCUCCGUCAGCUGCGCCAGUCGCACCUCAACUGUUUAGUUCGUGUCAGUGGUGUCGUCACUCGCCGAACCGGUGUCUUCCCGCAGUUGAAGUACAUCAUGUUCCUUUGCACAAAGUGUGGCAUGUCACUGGGUCCGUUCCAGCAAGAAGCCAGCGCGGAAGUCAAGAUCUCUUUCUGCCAGAACUGCCAGUCUCGUGGCCCCUUCACAGUCAACUCUGAAAAGACAGUCUACCGCAACUACCAGAAGUUGACUCUGCAGGAAUCACCUGGCUCAGUUCCCGCAGGUCGUUUGCCGCGCCAGCGUGAGGUUGUUCUACUUGCCGAUCUGAUUGAUAACGCCAAGCCUGGUGAUGAAAUCGAGAUCACCGGUAUCUACCGCAACAGCUACGAUGCCCAGCUCAACAACAAGAACGGCUUCCCUGUUUUCGCUACUGUCAUCGAGGCCAAUCACGUCGUCAAGGCCCAUGAUCAGAUGGCUGGUUUCAACUUGACCGAAGAUGACGAACGUGAAAUUCGGGCGCUUUCCCGUGACCCGGAAAUUGUUGACAAGAUUGUUCGUUCCAUGGCUCCUAGUAUCUACGGCCACCAGGAUGUCAAGACUGCUGUCGCACUUUCACUCUUUGGUGGUGUUAGCAAACAGGCUCAAGGAAAGAUGAACAUUCGUGGUGACAUCAACGUUCUUCUACUUGGUGACCCCGGUACUGCCAAAUCGCAGGUGCUCAAAUAUGUGGAGAAGACAGCGCACCGAGCCGUCUUCGCUACUGGUCAGGGUGCUAGUGCUGUCGGUUUGACGGCCAGCGUUCGUCGUGACCCUCUCACCAGUGAAUGGACACUGGAAGGAGGUGCUCUCGUGCUGGCUGAUCGCGGCACCUGUCUGAUUGACGAGUUCGACAAGAUGAACGACCAGGACAGAACAUCCAUUCACGAAGCCAUGGAGCAACAGACUAUCUCCAUCUCUAAGGCCGGUAUUGUGACAACGCUUCAGGCUCGUUGUGCCGUUGUGUCCGCCGCCAAUCCCAAGGGUGGUCGUUACAACAGUUCCAUCCCAUUCUCAGAGAAUGUCGAUCUGACAGACCCUAUUUUGUCUCGUUUCGAUAUCCUCUGUGUGGUUCGCGACCUGGUUGACCCCGCCGAGGACGAGCGUCUCGCCAACUUCGUGAUUGAAUCACACCACCGCGCUAACCCUGCCCGUCCUCUCCGGAACGAGCACGGAGAAAUGGUCGAUGCCGAUGGCCACCGCGUCGAUAACGAAGGAUACCGUAUCGACAACAGUGGCCAGCGCCUCCCUCCUACCCAGGAAGAGGUGGCUCGACGCGAGGCAGAGACCCAAAGAGCCGAGGAGGAGAAGGAGGGAGAGAUUCCCCAGGAGCUUUUGCGGAAGUACAUCAUGUAUGCCCGCGAGCGUUGCCACCCGAAGCUUUACCAAAUCGACCAGGACAAGGUCGCCCGUCUUUUUGCAGACAUGCGUCGCGAGUCUCUUGCCACUGGCGCAUACCCCAUUACAGUCCGUCACCUCGAAGCCAUCAUGCGUAUUGCCGAAUCGUUCUGCAAGAUGCGUUUGUCCGAGUACUGUUCCGCUCAGGAUAUCGACCGCGCCAUUGCUGUCACUGUGGACUCCUUCAUUGGCAGCCAGAAGGUCAGCUGCAAGAAGGCCCUCUCGCGUGCCUUCGCCAAGUACACCCUUUCCAGACCCAAGCCGCAGUCGAAGCGUCGCGCCGGCAUCCCCAUCUCAAAUCCUCACAUGCCGCGCGCUCCUCCUACUGCAUACUAA